AUGAGAUCAUGACAGUGUUAGGCUUAUAAAUUGUCAGACCUCUGCGCUGCUGGCAGACUGAAGUCUAUGAAAGAAAGUGGAAUCGAAAACACAAGUGGGUUGAGGCUAUAAGACUAUAAGAAGACUAUAAGAAACUUCGGCUAAAAAUUACAUCAAGAUCAAAGGAAAGGUCUACCUUUUUUAGUGGAAUUUGCAGUACCAUUUUGAAAUAUGUGUUGUGGAGGGUGUGCCAAGUGUCUUGGAGUUACUCUCAUUCCUUUAACCAUACUAUGCGUUCUUGCCAAUAUUCUGUUAUUUUUUCCUGGAGGAACAAUUGAAAUUAGCGACCAUAUUUCCGAUGAAGUUUGGUACUUUGGAGGAAUUUUGGGUUCUGGUGUACUGAUGGUGUUUCCUGCUUUGGUCUUUUUGGGUCUUAAGAAUAAUGAUUGUUGUGGAUGCUGUGGAAAUGAAAGCUGUGGAAAAAGAUUUGCGAUGUUUAGUUCUAUAAUAUUUGCAGUAGUUGGAAUUGUGGGAGCUGGAUACAGUUUUGUUGUGUCAGUUGUGGCUUUGAACAGAGGCCCGAAGUGUAACAUUCAUAGCAGCAAUAGUAGCCAGUGGGAGUAUCCGUUUAAUAAUGGCGAUUACCUUGGGGAUCAUGAUUUAUGGCUGAUGUGCCAGUCCCCAGAAUCCAUUGUCCCCUGGAAUCUGACACUCUUCUCUCUGCUUCUGAUAAUGAGUGGAAUUCAAUUGGUCUUGUGUGCCAUUCAGGCAAUCAAUGGUCUCUUUGGAGCUCUCUGCGGAGACUGCAAAUGUUGUGGGUGCUGUGAGGGAAAUGGAACAGUUUAAAGAAGAUGAUUGCAAUAUAUCAGCUAUGAUAACACAGAAUAUCCCUUUUUGGACUUUCCUCUUAAUAUGAAGGGCCACAUGUUUUUAUAUGAAACAGGCCCAGAAUGAGGAGUCUUUUCUCAUGAUGUAGCAGAGCCACUUUUUCCCACCUGCGCUUAUUUUUCCUCGCAUAUUUAGCACCAGUUGGGCUACAGCAUAUUUAUUUUUGUAAUAAAUUCUUUUCCAAAACAAAGUGAGACAACACCGGUUGCCAUUUUUGGCUCCUUUCCUUCAAGAGGCAAAAUAAUACACCACUUUAUGGUUUAUGUGAAGAUGAUCUGUGUUGGAAAUAAGUCAUAUAAAUGGAAUAAUAAUACUAAUUUGCAAUUACAGUUUAGAUCUGUAAUGACAAUACCUUUAAUAUCAUCAAACAAUAUCUGCAUAGCCCAGAUACUUGGAAAGGACUCGAUAAGUGGAUAAAAAUGCCAAAUCCAGUCUAAACAUUUGGGUGACUGUGCAACCAACUAUAGUAAUAAUAAUAAUUUAUAGGAGUGCGAGAUAGAAGUUCACACUUGGAAUGUUUAUAGACUCUGGAGAGGUUUUUCUUUAUCCUCCAUUAUUCCCUGUUGUUUCUUAAUUACUGUUUUACUGCACGUUAGUCUGUGUUCCUACAAGUCAAAUGUUAAGCUCCUUCAUAUGUUGUAUGUUAAUGUGUUAGUAUAUAGAAAUAUUUCAUUUUCUAAAUAAACAUUAUUUUGAAACAAAUGAUAUAAAAAUAAUAAACCAUAAUUUAAUUAAAAGUUUGUGGUAGUGUAAAGUGGACUGCAUCUGCCUAGAACAGUGUUUCUUAACCUAGGUAGCUUGAAGAUGGGUGGACUUCAACUCGUUGAGAAACACUGGCCUAGAACAAAUCAGACAAUUGAGUGGCUGGUUUACUAGCCAUGUAGCUUGAAAUAGAAGAUUCAGUGGUUGCAAAUUCAUUCUACUGGGCUUUUAGCUUACCAAAUGUUUGUCAUGUUAGCUUCCAGAAAAUAGUCCCUCCUUUUCUGUCAACAACUCUGUUAAUUUAUUUUCUCAAGGCUGCUAUGAUCACCCCAUUGAGAGGUAACACAUAUGCCUUUUUGCAGUUGGCUAAUUAGAGUUGCCAUCUAGAAAUCAAAAGGUGUAGCUUUGCUUCUUGUUUCUCCCACUUUUUUUCUUCCUGCUUUCUGUCUCACGUGGAACCUACCACAGGGUAGAGGCUCUAGCAUUAAAAUGGUGACAACUUUCAAGUAUCUUCCUCCUUUCCCUCCCUUCAGUAAUGAUAGUUUUCUUUUAAGAUGUAAAUGUUACACUAAGUUCUGUAUCACUAUGCACCAUAAAUAUGACCUUUAUUGGUUUACCAGAUUGAAAAAGAACAGUGAUUGUUAUUCCAGAAUUUGUAGGCUUCCUGUCUGCAGUUGGCAUAGCUCAAUAGUUAAGUUGGUUUGCCCCUUUUGGAAGUAAAGCCAUGGUUUAUAUUCUACUAACUAGCCAGAAAGAAGCAUUCGUGUUUUGGACAGCCUCACAUUAAGAGAAUUUGGGAAAGGUGUCCUCAUCAGUCAGAAGAGAAGCCAUGGACACUGAACUAAAUCUACCACUCUUCUCUUAAAGGCAUUGGUGAAUUGUCUUGCUUUUGGCUCAUAAGAAAACCUUAUUUAUGAUUGGCUCUGUUCUCAAAUAAGAAACUUUCAUCUGCUUAAUUUCUUUGUCUUGAGGUGACUUUCAACAGGAGCAAGGGCAGAUAUGCUGGCAAUCCCAACAAGCAUUUUGAAUUAACACUGAUACAACUUCAGUGUUGUAUAGAAUUAUCUGAUGGAAUUAUCAGUAUCCAAGCUUGUGUUUUUUAAUCCAAAGAUUUCUUCUUUUUUUUACAUACAUAUGAGUUUUAUUGAAGCUUUAAAUAAGAAAAUAAAAACUAAUAUAAAGGAAAGAAAAAAGAGAAAGAAAUAAAAAACCAAAGAGUUGAAGAAAAGAAAAAAAUUGAAGAAAAAUAGAAAAGAAAGAAAAAAAUACAAAAAACUGGUUUCCUAUUUUUUUCACAGCACUUAUAUUACAAGCCCUCUUUCCAAAGCUAUAUCAUAAUAGCUUUCUUUCUAUAAUCUGUCCUAUUUAAUCAUUAUUUUUAUCCAAAGAUUCCUGUGUAAAUUAAGAAUAUUGUGCUAAUUUUUUUUUGUGCAAAUUAUUAAAGUGGUAUUGUUGGUUUAUGUAAAUUUGUAACAUGUGGUAAUUAUACCUUGUGAUUCAGGUUUACCAAAAACAAACCCCAAUGCUUGAGUUGAAAACUUGUCAAAGGCCAUUGCAUUUUAGUCCAAUGUAGUUUAUUUAAAAUAUGUUCCAUUAAUUUUAGUGGAUCAUAUUUCCAAUUGCAUUUCAAGGAAAAUUAUGACUUUAAUCUCCCUAUUCUUCAUAAGUAUGUAUUCCCUGCUUGCCAUCAUGCAUUCGAGAAUUUGAUCCUUUGGGGGGGAGAAUAUACUGUUUGUGCGUACAUAGAAAGUAUGUACAUAAUUAAAGAUACAUGUGAUGGAAGAAUUUUCAUUUUAGCAUGUUGUGAAUAGUGUUCUGACUUGGCCCUGUAUCUGUUACUAAAAUCUGUACACCUCAAUAAGGCCAAUAUUUUGAAACAAAUAAAAUCUCCAGUUUUGCA
Molecule: messenger RNA, 3469 nt
Organism: Pantherophis guttatus
Lineage: Eukaryota; Metazoa; Chordata; Lepidosauria; Squamata; Colubridae
Gene: TM4SF4
Product: transmembrane 4 L six family member 4
Cellular component (GO): membrane
Source: RefSeq, a predicted model, not a curated record